ACGUUUCCCGCCAACAUGGCAAAUAUGUCGGCGCUCGUGUCGUUUCCCGCCAAGCCCCCGCGACAACCCCGUUACGAGCGUAACGAAGAGUUUUUGUGGCGGUGUAGGAGUGUUUUCCCCGCGGUUUAUCUCGUCCGAUCUCUUUAUCUGGCUGGACUACGGCGCGAAAAGAUGGGGCAGUCAGACGACGCUGAGGACUCGAUGUACGGCCGACACCAGGAUCUCUGCCAGAAGCUGAAUAUGGAUGCGGCAGCCGCGUCCGAGGCCUGGAAAUCCUACGAGACUAUUCGACAAAACUACACCCUCGAGGGUGAUCAAUUACAUUGGAUAGGCUGUGCAGUGUAUGUGGCCUGUAGAAAGUUUUCCAUACCCACGGUAGGAAAACCAGGCACUAAUGUGGAAGGCAACUGUGUAUCGCUGACUCGUCUCUUGCAACUGUGUAAUCUCCCAUUGAUACAAUUCUUUACAAAGAGCAAGUCAUGGGCAGAUAUGGCAAAUAUGCCACAAGACUUUCGGGCUAGGAUAGAGAAGCUAGAGGCAAAUUUUUCUGUUUCCAUGGUCAUAUUUAAGAAAUAUCAGCCUAUAUUCUCUGAUAUUUUCAAAGAUCCACGAGAGGAUACGUCUAAGCCACCUAGAUCAAGAAGGCAUAAAGCAGUUCCCUGUACGCCUAGCAGGGUCUUUGAAUUCUGUUGGACGUUGUUCAUAUGUAUAAAGGGUGCAAUUCAUGAUAUCUCAGAUGACCUUGUUAAUUCUUACCAUCUCUUGCUAGUUUGCUGCGAUCUUAUCUAUAACAAUGCUUUAUUAGCUAAUAGAAAAGAUUUGCUGAAUCCUAAUUUUCCUGGUUUACCAGCAAAUUUCAACGAUGACAAUUAUAUCCCACCUCAAACAGCAAAUUGUAUUGUUAACCUGCUAUGCGAGCGUCAUGAUGCAAUCGCCGUUGAGGCUAAAGCCAUAAAGGAGUACUGUGUGAGGAAUUACAUAAACAAGCUAUUUAAUGAAAAAACUUUACGUGGUGAUCAAUCAAAUUUCUCUGGCAUGCUAGAGGCAUUAAAUUUUGAUAGUAACAACAAGGCUAUGAACAAGUCUUAUGAACAGCGUAUGCUAAGUGUCGGAGAUUUUGAUGAAAGAAUUUUCUUAGCGGAAUGGAGAAGAUUAAAUUUGAGUGGUAUAUCAAAUUCAAAUAUAUUAGACCAAAACGAUGCCAAGCAUGUCCAGUUUAAUAAACAUGACAUCUUAAAAGGCCAUGAUGCUAAUGAAAAUAUUGGUUCUCCUACGCAAAUAAUGAACAUUGAAGAUUUUCACGAACGAUUGCAAAUAAAGAAAGAACAACAUGCUGGGCAGAUACAAUAUUUGGCACCUCCCACACCAUUGACUGGACGUAAAUAUCUCCGAUCAAAGGAUAUGUCUAAUAUAACACCAGUAACUACAGCAACUCAAAGUGUCAUCAAGUUACAAGCUUUAAUAGCCGGACAAUCCGCUCCAAGUGAAAGUUUAUUGCAGAUGCUGAACAACUGUUCUCAAGAUGUCAAAUCCUCACUAGAGGCAAAAGUUAAACAAAUUGGCGAACAAUUUUGCGCAAACUAUAAUAGUAAUGCAAACAAUGGUUCGGCAUCUGAUUUUGCAAAGAAGCGUCUUCUUAUGGGACAAACCUUAUUUUACAAGCUUCUAGAAAUGAUUUUAAACGACGAGAAACGCAAAAAGCCGAAUGACGACAUAACUAAUCUUCUUUUGAAUGAAAUCUUUAUACAAUCCCUUUAUGCCUGUUGUCUUGAAAUCGUUAUAUAUUCAUAUAAAAGCAAUGACAAAAUAUUUCCAUGGAUACUGAAAGCUUUGAAUCUAGACGCUUACUAUUUCUAUAAAGUCAUAGAAAUUAUAGUAAGAGCUGAGGAUCAACUGUCACGGGACGUGGUCAAGCAUUUGAAUCAUAUAGAGGAGAAGAUUCUAGAGUCCCUGGCCUGGCAAAGCGAUAGUCCUUUAUGGCAAACCAUCGAAUCUUUGCCAGAUGGUGUGCCGAGCUGUGAGGAAGUUUCCUUACCUGGUACUUUGGAAACUGCCGAUCCGAAUGCGCCUGGUCAACCUGUAUUAAGACGUAUUGCUUUAGAUCGGGAUCGUACUCAUGACGUUCCACAAAGCCCGAUUUCAUCUGCUUCAGAGAGAUUUCAGUCUCCAAUCGCAGCAUCUGGUGCAGCAAAGAAGCGAUUAUUCUCUACCGACACUAGGAUCACUGGUCAAAGUGUUCUUCGUGUUGGACAGAGUGUGUUAUCUUCUAAUAGAAUGUUAUUGGAUAAUGGUCAAAGGAUACUCUUGGUACCUGAUCAAACUGGUGUUUCUAGAGCAUCGGGUACGACACAAGCAUUAAAUAAUCCCACACAAGCGACGAACAGAGACGCGGCAAAACCGAAGAGAACAGGUUCGGUCGCGCUGUUCUUCCGAAAGUUCUACAAUCUUGCAUGCGUACGCAUGCAGGAGUUGUGCAAUUCAUUAGAAAUAUCAGAUACUGAUAAGAAAAAGAUCUGGACGAUCUUUGAAUACUCCAUCAAGGAACGUACUAAAUUGAUGAAGGACCGACAUCUCGAUCAAAUCUUAAUGUGUGCAAUUUAUGUAAUAUGUAAAUUGGUUAGGAUGGAGAAAAAUUCGUUCACCGAAAUCAUGCGAUGCUAUCGACUACAGCCACAGGCUGAAUCUCAUAUAUAUAGAUCAGUACUUAUCGAAAAAGUUCCUAAUGAUGAAGAUCCAGGAACGAGUGGUAAUGAAAGAUCGGAAGACAAUAAUAUGUUAGGAGAAAAUAUAACUCCACCUACACCAACAAAUAUGGCUGGGACGUGUCAAAACUUUAAUGGGGAGAUACGCGGCGAUUUGAUCAAAUUCUACAACACAAUGUAUGUUCCACAAGUCAAGGAUUUUGCGAACAAAUUUGGAUCUACUCGCGGCAGUGUUACGAAUCUCUCGCUGAGUCCUUUACCAAAAGGAAAAGCGCCUGCUAAUUCUCCAGUAAGACGUGUCACUAGUAGUAUUAUGACACGCACUCUAGAUCCAAAGGCUAUUAGUGCGUCACCGGCGCCACAAUUAACUUAUUGUUUCAGUCGUAGUCCUGCCAAGGAUUUAGAGGCUAUCAAUAAGAUGAUGAUAUCUGUGGACGCAAAAAAGAGUGUAGGAAAGCGAUUACUUUCCGAUGACACGGAUGUAGAAAUGACAGAAGGUGCACCUUCUAAAAAAGCUACAACUUUUGUUGCACGGAAAUUAGAAAAUAUUAUUGGAGAACGACGAACGCAAAAUCAAUAAAUGGAAUGAUAACGUUCAUCGUAGUUUACAAAGACGAUAAAGACGUGUUCAAUCUACUUAUUUACAUAUGAAUUGAUUUGUAAAAAGCGUGAAGAAACCUAUAGAAAGCUAAUCAUUUGUCUGCUUAGCUUAAAUGUGAAACAUUUGUUUCUCAAGUAUAGUCAUUCUAGCAAAUUGGAAGAGCCCAAUAAAAUGUUCACAUUAUAUAAGGAUUCUAUAAUGUUAUUUGUGUAGUUUUAUUUAGUGUAAAGUCAGAAUUCAAUUUCCAGUAUUCUUUGUUGACUUUUAUCAGAGUAGACUUUUUUAAUUUAUAAUUCACUGUCUUUCAAGCCGGUUAUAAUAUAAAAUGCAAAAAUGUGUAACGUGGAUUAUAAUCACAAUACACGCAUAUUACACUUUGUGCAUUACAUUAAUGUUAACAUAAAAAUUUUAGAAUCAAUUAAAAACAAAUGAUUUUUUAAAAUAUGUAUAUUAUUUUUUGAUCAUGAUUGUUAUGCAAAAUUAUAUGAUAAGAAUGCAUAUAAAUCCAUCUAUCAUAGUGAUAACUAGUUUUGUGAUAAAAUUACCGGCGAUUUUGUAGAACUAUUAGCCAGGGAUUCUAUAAAAUCACUAAAAAUAUUAGAAUUUACGAUUACAGAUUAAUCAUUUUCAUACUACAAAACAUGUAGAUUUAAAUAGGAAAUUAUUAAUUAAAUAGGAAUUUUCAAAAAAAACAUGAUAGUAUUAUCAUGAUAAUAAAUUGUAAUUUACACUACAAUAUAUGAAGUGGUCUGCCAAUGAAAGAUAUUUUAAUGAUAGAUUCUUGGACAGAAGUAUUUGAAAUUCUUGAACAAAAAUGUACUGUAAAUAUUUAAUAAUUACAACGGAUCAUUUAUUAUAUUUAUUUUUUAACAUCGGCUAUCGCGUAAAUAAAUAUUUAAUAAAAAUUUUGUUCAAAUAAAGUCAAGCAGAGUAAUAUUUUGUUAUUUAUACAUAUUUCUGAAACUGAACCCAACUGAAAAUCCUUUGUUUCAAGAAAAAUCUUUUUUGAAAUUAAGAAAUAUCUUAAUAUCUCUAUAUUAAAAUAUUAGCUUUUUUAAUUUUUUAUCUAUAGAAUCUAUUGUUAAAAUAUUAUCUAGUUGUGUUAGACUAUUCUGUGUACACACAUUUUGAAUUUGUAAAAUAUAAGUGAAAUAAAUAAUUGAUAUUAUAUAAAUAACAUGUUUCUGAUCAGUUCAUUAUUUGCGUUACGUUAAAAGUAAGCUUAGUCAAUAUUUGUGAAGUAUUUGAAGUAUAUGUAACUUCCACACUGGAAAUUGUUCUGACUAUUUCAAAUGCGUAUAUUAUGACUUGAUUAUUACAUUGUUUCCGCGAUCAAAGUAUAUACAAAAGUAAAAAAAAGGUCUCAAUCGCUUGAUUAAAUAAUUAUUUUGACAAUAAACUUGAGUUUAUGACAGAAGCACGAGUAUCCACAGCAAAUAUUGAAAAUAUAAAAUAAUUUCCAUUACGUAAAUUAACGUUUUCUAAAUGACCAUUAAUCUAAAUAAAUUAAAGAUAAAAUUGUAAUUAUUAAUAUGAGCAUGCUUUUUAUCUCGAGAUGUAAGUUAUUUGUAUCUUUUAAAAUUUAGUUUAUCGAGAGUUAAAAAACUCAAAAAAAGUAGAUGUAAAUAUUUCUAAAUUCACAAUGAUCUCAUUAAUUUGACAUUUAUUAUCGAACAAUGUAUAAAAUGAAAAUAUAAAAUAAAAAUUAAAGAUAAUUAUUGUAUUUAUUGUAUUACAAGGACUUUAUAUAACUCGAGCUUAAUAUAAAUGAAUAUUAAUCGCGAAUUAAGAGAGAGAAAGAAAAUACUGAUACUUUAAUAAUUAAAUAUUAAUGUUUGCAUUGUGUACGAGAUGACUAUUGCUUAUAUUCAUUUGUUAGAACAGCAUAUUGAGUCUCUUCGAUUAAUUUUUUAAUAGAUUAUAGCGGAAUUAUAUACGAAAACGCUGCUUUAUCUAACAAUUUUUUAUUACUUGCUUUUAUUGAAAUCAACUUGUAUUAUAACUUAAGUUUUUUUAAAUAAGAAUAAUAUGAAAUUAGCUUCUCUUUAUAUAAUUUGCAUGCACGAUUAAAAGCGAUUCUUAAUGUAUAAUUCUUUUUAUAAAUAAAUAAUGUAAAAA
This is a messenger RNA of Monomorium pharaonis (pharaoh ant), 5421 nucleotides long. Its product is annotated as retinoblastoma-like protein 1. Gene Ontology annotation, biological process: negative regulation of G1/S transition of mitotic cell cycle; regulation of transcription by RNA polymerase II; cell differentiation. Gene Ontology annotation, molecular function: RNA polymerase II transcription regulatory region sequence-specific DNA binding. Gene Ontology annotation, cellular component: nucleus; chromatin; transcription regulator complex. The coding region runs from base 16 to 3282 and encodes 1088 amino acids. The transcript has 9 exons. Lineage: Eukaryota; Metazoa; Arthropoda; Insecta; Hymenoptera; Formicidae. The record is from RefSeq and is a predicted model, not a curated record.